AAAAUUUCCCCUUGUAUGAUCGUCUAUAAAUAACUAAACAAAACCAUUUCCGGUUUGAACGCGUAUGAGAUCGAGGCUAUUUCCGGUUCGAAGAGCAUAAAAACGCAGACGGACAUGUUUUCUCUCAGUUCAAGAAACGUGUUGGUCAUGGCAAGCUCUUCCGGACAGAAAUGUUSUGUGUCUUGUCGACAUCAUCCAGAUGCACCUUUGAUAGAAGACUACAGAGCAGGCGAUAUGAUCUGCUCUGAAUGUGGCCUCGUAGUCGGAGAUAGAGUCGUUGACGUUGGCUCGGAGUGGCGUACAUUUAGUAAUGAAAAAGCUACUAGUGAUCCUUCCCGUGUUGGUUCAGCUCAGAAUCCGUUACUUAGUGGAGGGGAUUUGUCAACGUUAAUAGAAAAACCUGUUCCUGGGAAUUACGAAAUGGAUGGUUUUGCUAGGAAUCAUAACAGUCGAAGUGGGAUCAGUGGAGCUGAUAGAAGCUUAAUGAAUGCUUUCAGAGAAAUAAGUGUUAUGGCCGAUAGAAUAAACCUACCUAGAAAAAUUGUGGACCGAGCUAAUCAGUUAUUUAAACAAGUACACGAACAAAGGAGUCUUAAAGGCCGAAGUAAUGACGCCAUAGCAGCAGCGUGUCUAUAUAUAGCUUGUAGGCAAGAGGGCGUUCCCAGAACAUUAAAAGAAAUAUGUGCUAUAAGUAAAACCUCCAAGAAAGAAAUCGGCCGAUGCUUCAAGCUUAUCUUAAAACAUCUCGAAACCAGUGUAGAUCUUAUUACAUCCGGCGAUUUUAUGUCUCGAUUCUGUUCAAAUCUUACUCUUCCGACAGUCGUUCAAAGAGCAGCAACACACAUAGCACGCAAAGCAGUGGAUUUAGAUUUAGUACCAGGUCGCAGUCCCAUCUCGAUAGCAGCGGCGGCUAUUUACAUGGCGUCACAAGCAUCAGAAGAAAAGCGAUCUCAAAAAGAUAUUGGCGAUAUCGCUGGCGUAGCAGACGUCACCAUUAGACAAUCAUACCGUCUUCUUUUCCCGCGGGCACGGGAGCUUUUUCCAGUCGAUUUCACCUUCUUUACGCCUCUGGAGAGGUUACCAAGCUCUUGAUAACUUUUUCGACUUAGUGCGCAUGAUCAGACUUCCGAUUCCUUCUCGUACCCAGAGCCCCCCGAGGAGCUUUAGUUACAAGAAUGACUUCUGAUCCACAAAAAAACAUGAACGAUAAAACCUAUUAACUUUAUUAUAUGUCCUUACAUUCAUUACUCUGAUUAUUGAUUCUCUCAUAUUAGUAUUUUACUAUAGUCUCGUUCCCAUACUCUCUCAAUCUCUUCAGACGAAUGAGCCUGGGUACGAAGCGACGUUAUUGUAUUAUACAGUCAAUGUUUUACUUCGAUUGCAUUAGCAUAUUAUCUUUAGGAAAACCAUUUUUUCAUUUUUUCGAUGAACUGAAAAUAGAAAUAUAUGUUGUACAAAUAUUUACUUCAUUUAUUAAAAUAUUUUAAAUUGA
Messenger RNA from Actinia tenebrosa (Australian red waratah sea anemone), 1492 nucleotides. RefSeq names its product transcription initiation factor IIB. Gene Ontology annotation, biological process: transcription preinitiation complex assembly; transcription initiation at RNA polymerase II promoter. Lineage: Eukaryota; Metazoa; Cnidaria; Anthozoa; Actiniaria; Actiniidae. The record is from RefSeq and is a predicted model, not a curated record. Gene Ontology annotation, cellular component: transcription preinitiation complex; nucleus. Gene Ontology annotation, molecular function: RNA polymerase II general transcription initiation factor activity; TBP-class protein binding.